Molecule: messenger RNA, 1872 nt
Organism: Coregonus sp. 'balchen'
Lineage: Eukaryota; Metazoa; Chordata; Actinopteri; Salmoniformes; Salmonidae
Source: the annotation of a GenBank genome assembly
AUGAAGAUGGAGAUGGACGUAUUUAACCCUUCCCACACUGCAGAGCUCCAGUUCCUCAGGUCGCGGGUUCGGGAACUGGAGAAAGAGAAAGACGAAAUGGCGGCUGAAAACCAACGGCUACAUAACAUGCUAGUGAAGGGUGAGGAUGAGUAAAAUCAAUAUAAUUGUAUAAUUAAACUGCUCUGAACUGAUCACAUUCCCUCAUGCAUGUUUCUUCUUUCCUUUGUGGUGUCAUCCCCCAGAGAUCCCUGGCCUGCUGUCCACCAUGUGGCAGACCUUGGGCCAAGCCAACCAGCCCCCCCACCCUGCAGUGUCCCCACAGGCUGUCUCUACGGCAACAGGGAGGGGCGAGAGCUACACGUACACACACCACCACUCCGUGUCAGGACACUUUGGCCAAGGGUUCAGUUCUCCACUCCAUCAUCAGCCCAUGUCCAACCGCUCAGCUUUGACUCAGGACAACAUGAAUGGAAGCGUGUCCAACUUUGGACCCGAGAUGGCCGUCAGUGAGCACAGUGUGGACGGAGACUUGGAGCUGAGUGACAUCACAGAGGACGACGACCCCAACAGCUCUCUGUGUGGCUCAGCAUCCAACCUACCUGUGAUGAGGACAUGCUCAGAGACACACUGUGUUAAUGGGACUGGCCAUGUAAGGAAAAAUGCUGUUCAUUCCAAAUAAAGACAGAUUGUUAACGUAGCCACCAUUGACAUAUCUAUCCUCCUCCAAAGGUUAUGGAGGUCUAAAUGUGUUUUUAAUUCUGAUCACAUUUGCUCUCUCUCCCCAUUGGUUGUGCAGGUAAACCAGGUGGAGGUAUACCCUGGUUCCGGCGUCUUCUGUGAAAUGCGGUCCUGGCAUGCAGCCAAUCAGACGCAGUCUCCCACAGCGAUGGCGCGCACCCUGUUGCUGGGCGUGUUCGACAUGGACACCUUGCUUAACAGCAACCUGCGAGGGGGGAGGAGCCGCAGACCAACGUUCCCCAACCACCGCACCGCCCUGGACCCACACAAGCUCAACGCCAUCUAUAGUACGUGUGUUAUUGACACAUUCCCUGAUCAACAGCCUUACCAACAACCUUCACCCACUUUUCAUUGUAUUUUUCUCCAAGUUCACUUGAUCAUUCAUUGAUAAGUGAAAACAACACACUCACUUUCUCGAUCAUUAGAAAGAUAUCUGACUGGUACAGUUAAAGUAAAAAAUGGCUGUGUUCCUCACUCCUGCGUUGUCCUCCCUCCUCCAACUGUUGUUGUGCUGUCCCUCGCUCCCUCCGCAGAUGCCACGCUGGCCCGCUUCCCAUUGGCCAGGAAGGGUCAGAUUGGCACCGGCAUCAACUCCAAGCUGUCUGAGAUCCGGUUCCGAUCCAGGAGAGCCAACCGGGACCCCAGUUAUCUAUGAAGGACUGUUCCCGCCCAAACACCAAGUUGUAUUCAAUCAACAUUUUAGUUAUCGUCUUUUUAUCACAUUAACUGUUCAACUGUAUCAGUGCAUGUGCGUGCCGAAUGUCUUGCCUAUGAAUUUUUCCACAUUGGCUUAAACAUUGUCUUCUGCUGGAGGUACUGUGGAAGAGAAUGGUAAAAGGACUCAAAAGACGGGCUGAUGAUAGAGGAAGGAUUCAAGGCCAGUGGAAAAAGGUGCAUAAGAACUGGCUUUGAUGGUUAAAUCCCCCCUCUGUCACCGCCAGCCAUUAGCAAACCACACGUGAAUAGCCCCCGGGGUAUUCUCUCAGACUGAUAGAGAUGCAUAGAUCCAGGACUGCUGACCCAUGUGUGAUCAACCAGUGGAGGAACAGAGGCUUCAGUCACGUCUCACCAGACAGACGCCUCUCUGUCGUUGACCUCUACCCACUUAGACAGAGGAGACGAGGGGGGGAUUGG